Brettanomyces nanus is the source of this 426-nucleotide messenger RNA. It is a transcript of the gene RPL25, whose product is annotated as 60S ribosomal protein L25. NCBI's taxonomy places the organism in Eukaryota, Fungi, Ascomycota, Pichiomycetes, Pichiales, Pichiaceae. The coding region runs from base 1 to 426 and encodes 141 amino acids. The transcript has a single exon. Gene Ontology annotation, cellular component: ribosome; cytosolic large ribosomal subunit. Gene Ontology annotation, molecular function: rRNA binding; structural constituent of ribosome. Gene Ontology annotation, biological process: translation; ribosomal large subunit assembly. The record is from RefSeq and is a predicted model, not a curated record.
AUGGCUGCCGAAACUAAAGCUCAAUCUGCCAAGAAGGGUGCCUUGAAAGGUUCAUACUCUUCGAAAGCCCUAAAGGUGAGACACUCUACCACUUUCAGAUUGCCAAAGACUUUGAAAUUGGCAAGAUCUCCAAAGUACACCAAGUCUGUUCCUCACUACCCAAGAUUAGAUGCUCAGACUGUGAUUCAGCAACCUAUCACAUCAGAAACUGCCAUGAAGAAGGUCGAAGAUGCUAACACACUUGUGUUCCAGGUUUCCAUUAAGGCUAACAAGUACCAAAUUAAGCAGGCUGUUAAAGAACUAUAUGAGGUUGAGGCUCUCAAGGUUAAUACCUUGAUCAGACCAAACGGAACCAAGAAGGCUUACAUCAAGUUGACUUCUGACUACGACGCUUUGGACAUUGCCAACAAGAUCGGUUACAUCUGA